Molecule: messenger RNA, 1740 nt
Organism: Polychytrium aggregatum
Lineage: Eukaryota; Fungi; Chytridiomycota; Chytridiomycetes; Polychytriales
Product: P-loop containing nucleoside triphosphate hydrolase protein
Exons: 6
Coding region: 1-1740 (579 amino acids)
Cellular component (GO): spliceosomal complex; intracellular anatomical structure
Molecular function (GO): RNA binding
Source: RefSeq, a predicted model, not a curated record
AUGACCGACGGUAUGCUGUUGCGUGAGGCAAUGACCGAUCCAAAUCUGUCAAGAUAUUCAGCCAUCAUUCUCGAUGAGGCCCACGAAAGAACCCUGGCCACCGACAUUCUCAUGGGAUUGAUUAAAGAGGUGUGCGCGCGGCGGCCCGAUCUCAAGCUCGUUGUCAUGAGUGCAACGCUCGAUGCCGGAAAGUUCCAAAAGUAUUUCAAUGCUCCAUUGAUGAUGGUACCCGGCCGCACUUUCCCGGUGGAGAUCUACUACACCCCGGAGCCAGAGCGGGAUUAUCUCGAGGCUGCCAUCCGCACCGCCCUCCAGAUCCACGCGUGUGAGGAUGAGGGCGAUAUUCUGCUCUUCCUUACUGGUGAAGAGGAGAUCGAGGAUGCUUGUCGCAAGAUCAAGGGCGAAGCUGACAAUCUGAUGCAGACCCAGCCCAAGGCGAUUGGAGAGCUCAAAGUGAUACCGCUCUAUUCCAGCUUGCCGCCAAUCCAACAGAAGAAGAUUUUCGAGGACGCUCCCCCACCACGAUUUGAAGGCGGGCCGGCCGGCCGCAAAUGUAUCGUGUCAACUAACAUUGCGGAAACCUCCCUGACGAUCGAUGGUAUCGUCUACGUGAUCGACCCUGGAUUCACAAAGCAGAAGGUGUACAACCCACGAGUCCGUGUGGAGAGUCUGCUGGUCAGCCCCAUUAGCAGAGCGAGUGCCCAGCAGCGCUCGGGACGUGCCGGGCGCACCCGCCCGGGGAAGUGCUUCCGGCUCUACACAGAGAAGGCCUUCCUUGAAGAUCUACAGGAGCAAACCUACCCUGAAAUUCUUCGAAGCAACCUGGGCAACACUGUCCUGCAGCUGAAGAAGCUCCAGAUUGACGACCUUGUGCACUUUGAUUUUAUGGACCCGCCAGCUCCCGAAACGCUCAUGCGCGCUUUGGAAAUGCUCAACUACCUCGGCGCCCUCGACGACGAAGGUGGCCUGACGGAACUCGGCGGAGUGAUGGCUGAGUUCCCUCUGGAUCCCCAGUUUGCCAAGGUCCUGAUCUCCUCGCCCCAGUUCUCCUGUGUCGAAGAAGCCCUGACGAUCAUCGCGAUGCUGUCGGUGCCCAAUUGCUUUAUUCGCCCCAGCGACCAGCGCAAACGAGCAGAUGAGGCCAAGCAGAAAUUUGAUCAUCAAGAUGGCGAUCACCUCACGCUGCUCAAUACCUUUGUGGCAUACAAAGGAGAGGGCAAAGAAGAUGCCAAGUGGUGCUGGGACAACUACCUCAAUCAUCGUGUGAUGAAGUCCGCCGACAACGUUCGGACCCAACUCAAACGCAUCAUGGACCGAUUCGAAAUUCGUGGCCCGAGUAUGAGCCCCGACGACCGCCGUUAUUACCAGAACAUCCGAAAGUCUCUGACGGCGGGUUUCUUUAUGCAAGUGGCCCAUCUUGAGCGAAGCGGAAAGCAGUAUCUCACUACCAAAGACAACCAGGUUGUCCAGCUGCACCCCUCUUCGUGCAUGAACAAGAAACCCGAAUGGGUGCUAUACAAUGAGUUCGUGUUGACCAGCAAGCACUACAUUCGAACGGUGACCGAUAUUCGCGGCGAGUGGCUGCUGGAGAUUGCGCCAAAAGCAGCAGCCAUCAAGAACAACAGCCACGACAAGAGCAGCAGUCACAGCACGAAGAUGGACUUUGCUGCGGGUGCCGGUGUUCUGUGCAAAGUCGGGUGGCGGCUGGACUGCAACUGCCGGACAAAUGCCAUUGUAUAG